Molecule: messenger RNA, 1236 nt
Organism: Salvelinus sp. IW2-2015
Lineage: Eukaryota; Metazoa; Chordata; Actinopteri; Salmoniformes; Salmonidae
Gene: ccndbp1
Product: cyclin D-type binding-protein 1
Biological process (GO): regulation of cell cycle
Cellular component (GO): nucleus
Source: RefSeq, a predicted model, not a curated record
UUACAAAAAUGUUCUAAGUAAUAGUUGUUCCAGAAUAGCAUGAAGUUGUGCGUUCAACGCGUGUAUACAUGGUGCCAUGAGUGCUGAUAAUUCUUGUGCGGACGUGUCGGUACCUUUACGGAACCUUCUGAACUCGGUCCAGUGUGUUCGAGACCGAGUAAAGGAUGGGGAGUCCAACGAGUCCAAUGGGGUGUUCAACCUGUCAAACUUCUGGGAUACGCUGACGCAAGCAGUGAAAGCAGCCUCACAGGAAGCCACUAAACUCAGCCUUGCCUUCUCUAAGCCUCCCGUGCCAACACAAGAGGAUGGUGAGAAGUUUGCUGAAUCCAUCCAGAAGAGCAUUUUGGCACUAUCCACUGUGUAUUACUGGUUGCCCAAAAGCCAUGGUAUCACAUUGCGGAGACUGGUGAGAGAUGCCACAGCUGAGGUGCUAGAUGGCAUUGUGCAACUGGUGGACGUCAUCGUCAGUUCCCCACUACAGAGUUUAUCACAGGAACAGCUCCAAUCUACAGGUGGGGUAUGGUCAGCGUGUGACCAGUUUGCACAUUUACCAAGAGAUAACCGGGCAGCAGUGCUGGGGGUCUUGGCCUCCUAUAUCGGGGUGGUAAAGGAUGCCAUAGAGGAGAUGGAACAGGCGCAGGCUGAGAGCCAGGACCCAUUCAGUGACGUGCUGGAUGACGAGGACCAGGACUCGCGGGGCAACCAGGACACAUACUGGUCCGAGGAGGACCGCCAGCUCAUGGCGCCCUGCCAGGGCCUGAUGAAAGCAUCUGCUGCCUGCCUGAAGAAGCUGGUGUCUGCCGUCAAGGCCAAUGGCAACGUAAGCAUGCCAGAGACUGUGGCGCAGCUGGAUGACCUGGCUGAUAUCGCCAAGGAGAUCAGCCCCAGGUAAAAGAGGAUGGUCGAUUCCAAAUGCAUUUAAAGGGAUGGAUAAGUUAAGGGAGUUUAGUCUACAUAAGUGCUUAUUAGGGUGUAGAGCUAGGUUAGAAGGUUGAUUUUGGUCUUUGGCAGAUGACAUUGAUGGUGGUUGGUUCAUCUCCUGAUUAUCUACACGGGAUGUUUUACCCCCAACCCUGGCUUAGUUUCCCAGAUGCCAGGAUGAUGAGACAAUGAGGCGUUCUUCUAAACUCUUCCAGGCUAUCUCUAUCUCAGGUCACACACCACAUCUUGUCUGGAAUGCCGUUUGUAGGUUUUUAUCAGUCAUUGUCAACUCAAGCUACAGUUGAAGUCGGAAGU